Neolamprologus brichardi is the source of this 2948-nucleotide messenger RNA. It is a transcript of the gene vegfab, whose product is annotated as vascular endothelial growth factor Ab. The record is from RefSeq and is a predicted model, not a curated record. Gene Ontology annotation, molecular function: heparin binding; growth factor activity; vascular endothelial growth factor receptor binding. Gene Ontology annotation, biological process: positive regulation of endothelial cell proliferation; vascular endothelial growth factor signaling pathway; positive regulation of mast cell chemotaxis. NCBI's taxonomy places the organism in Eukaryota, Metazoa, Chordata, Actinopteri, Cichliformes, Cichlidae. Gene Ontology annotation, cellular component: membrane.
CGAUCUCUCCACACUAUACAACAGACGCAGACAGAAGAGGACGCACUAAGACAAGAGCCGAGUGAUGAUACCGGGUUAAAGAUAAAUCAGCCAGAGCUAAAGAGACAAAAGUUGCUCGCCACGAUUAAACUGACACCGCGGUUUUCUUUUCCACUGAACAUCAUCCUCGUCCACGGCUUCAAGUUUCAAAUGGACAGACACUUGGAGACGCCUGGCUCAACAAGCAUGGGAUUAUUUCUGUAAUGUGGAUUGCUACUCCCUUGCAAGAAAAUAAAGAUCUGCUGCGGAACAAUGUGAGACGUUGUGCAUCUUGGAUUCUCGUGUUUCUGGAUAUCUUGAAAAUAAUUGGCAACAGUUGAGACAAAAAGAAGAAGAAGUAGUUAACACGCGAAGGAUUGUAUCCUUGGGACCAGCAUGGAUUUGCUUUUAAAACCUCCUGCCCUUUCAGAGAAGUUUUAGCCGGUCCUCUUGUAUAUUGUUGUACUUGUGAACUUCAUGCUUGAGAACAAAAAGCCACAUUUGGCCUGCUGAUUUUAUUUUUUUCUAAACAAAUAUCGUCUGCCCCCUUGGAUUGGAUUUCAAACACCAUGAACUUUAUUGACAGUUUGACACUAUUAUUUUUGACGCUGUCAGCUGUCAAGAGUGCCCACAUACCGAGGGAAACAGAAAGAGGUCCACAUAACGUGAUCCCUCUGAUGGAGGUGUACAACAAGAGUUGGUGUCAACCUCGGGAGCUUUUGGUGGAAAUUCUGCAGGAGUAUCCAGAUGAGGUGGAGCACAUCUUCAUCCCGUCAUGCGUCGUUUUAACACGCUGUGCCGGCUGCUGCAACGACGAGAUGCUGCAGUGCACGCCGACAUCCACUUAUAACGUUACAAUGGAGAUUAAAAGAAUUAAUCCCAGGAGGCAAAAAAAUGAUAUUUUCAUGAGUUUUACAGAACACAGCGCAUGCGAGUGUAGGUUAAAGAAUGAAGGGACAGAAAAGAAAGAAAAAAAAUCCCGGACAGGCAGGAAUAAAGGCCAAAAGAGAAAACGAAAGAAAAACCCUGAAAAAACAAUUCAUGAUGCUGUUUGUGAGCCGUGUUCAGAGAGGAGAAAGCGUUUGUUUGUACAGGACCCUGCAACCUGCCGGUGCUCCUGCAAACACACAGACGAAUACUGUAAAGAACGCCAGCUAGAGCUCAACGAGAGGACCUGCAAAUGUGACAAGCCAAGAAGAUGAGAGAAGUGGGGGCACCAGAUGUACAAGAUGAAGGAAUAUAUUAGAGAUACUUCACAGCACGCACUUUUUGACCUUUGAACCGUAAGCUCUUCUUUUCUGUGGAAAGCAUUCCCCAUGGACCGAAACAGAACAAAAAGAAGGACUGAACUGAAAUUUCCUCCCACUGUAUAUCUGUGUGUACAUAGACCACAUUUAAAGAGAGAAAAAAAAAGAAUAUACAGAAUUGUUGCUGCUACUGUAAUAACUAAGCCCAUGAUUCGUCUAAAAGCAAAAUAGGAGCUAUGUGGUUUUGCAUUUCUAACAGGCUUGCAGUGCAGGUGUAGUCUUAUCGUCAGAUCAUUGUGUACAAUUACUCCACUGGAUACGAGUCUACUGUGGUUGUGUUUCAAUCAUAACAUGCGAAACCUCUCAAUCUAAUAUAUAUUUAACUGCUAAAACAGCAGGCAAGACUGAAGAGGAUGUGGGUGUCUUUUUUUUUCUUUUUUUUUAAGCGAUGGAUGGACCUUUCUCAGACGACGUUUUGCCUUUUUUCUCCUCGUGAUACCACUUCCUUCCCUCUGAAGACUGUGCAGCACUGACCUGUGCUUACAUGGGUCACGUCUGUGAUCAGAGGAGACUCUGAAGUGCCAUAUACUUUUAAAGGGAUACUGGUCAUCGAUAUAGAGUUUGUAUGUAUUGCUAUGUCCUACAAGAAAACCACUGUAUGAUUGAUUCCAUUUGAAAACUGUGCCUCACGAAAGAGUACUGCUUUUUAAAUUAUUUUUGUCUGCAUUGUUUCAGGAGUCUGUCAGCUGUCGACGUAGUUUUCUUCGAUGUUGAACUCAAUACAGAAUCCAGUGAUUAUACAGUUUCUCUAAACCUGUACAUACUUAAUAUCCCUUUACGCCAUAGUUCAUUCUAGAUAAUUUAUGUUAUAGAGUAUUUUUCAGUAUUCAGUCUACCCAUAUUUAAUUUGGUCUAUUUAUGUAUGCAGUGUUAUGUACCUGUGGCUGUCCUAUCUCCCCAUGUGUAAGGUCACUGAUGGCUACUCUCGUUUCUACGAAACAAAAUAAGCAACAACAAAAAAAUCAUAAAUGAUUUUAACAUUCCCUAAAUUGAUCAUUUGUACUGAUAACACCUCCUCCUUUUCAACCCGUCUCAUCUAAGGGCAAUUUCAACUUGUGUGUGUGUGUAAGAGUUAAUGUCUAUAUGAGUGAUUGAAUGGGAUACAUCUGUGUGAAGUAAGUAUUUAAGUAUUUAAGUAAGUAGUGGACGUGUGUUUUGUACACGGCCCGAGAUGCAAAUAUAAAAAAACUACUGCUCGCAGCUCAGUAUACAAUACUACAACACUACCACCGUUUUCAAAUCUGGAUAACAAUCUGCAUCUUUCUGCCAUCAGUCUUAGAGCCCUAAUUAUUAGAUCCCUUUGUCUCUUCCUCACUAUUAACAUGUUUUCUUUGUCUGUGUAAACAGUAAAGCAUAUUUAUUUUCAAAUCAUAUUGUUUUAUAAAAAAUAAGAAAAAGGUUGCUGUGUUGUGAAUGCUGUGUUUUUCGGAAAUUUAAUUGGGCAGCGGUGUUCUUCUGUUUUUGUGCGGCAAAGUGACAUUCGCACAUCUAAUAAUAAUGAAAGGAAGCCGAAGAGACGAAUAAGAAACUCCUGCACAUAAAUAUAUAUAUUUUUUAUGAGAGACCGAUAUUCAGUUCAAUGAAUAAAAUGCCACCUUAAAGCACCAUGCAAUAUCUUCAUUU